AUGGAUUUCAUCCAGCAUGCUGUGCCCACCCCAUGCCAAGGUGCACUGACCAUGAGCCUCAACUCCUCCCUUGGCCACAGGAAGGAGCUAAGCAACCUCACCGUGGAGGAGGGAGGUGAAGGGGGUGUGAUCGUCACCGAGUUCAUUGCCAUUAUCAUCAUCACCGUGUUUGUCUGCCUGGGAAACCUGGUCAUCGUGGUUACCUUGUACAAGAAGUCCUACCUUCUCACCCUCAGCAACAAGUUUGUCUUCAGCCUGACCCUAUCCAACUUCUUGCUGUCUGUGUUGGUGCUGCCAUUUGUGGUGACUAGCUCCAUCCGGAGGGAAUGGAUCUUCGGUGUGGUCUGGUGCAACUUCUCUGCCCUCCUCUACUUGCUGAUCAGCUCGGCCAGCAUGCUCACCCUCGGGGUCAUUGCCAUAGACCGCUAUUAUGCUGUCCUAUACCCGAUGGUGUACCCCAUGAAGAUCACAGGGAAUCGGGCUGUGAUGGCGCUUGUCUACAUCUGGCUUCACUCCCUCGUCGGCUGCCUGCCUCCCCUAUUUGGUUGGUCUUCGGUGGAGUUUGACGAGUUCAAGUGGAUGUGUGUGGCUGCCUGGCACCGAGAGCCUGGAUACACUGCCUUCUGGCAGAUCUGGUGCGCCUUGUUCCCCUUUCUGGUCAUGCUGGUGUGCUAUGGCUUCAUCUUCCGUGUGGCCAGGGUCAAGGCACGCAAGGUGCACUGUGGCACGGUGGUCAUUGUGGAGGAGGAUGCACAGAGGAGUGGGAGGAAAAACUCAAGCACCUCCACCUCCUCUUCUGGCAGUAGGAGGAAUGCCUUUCAGGGCGUGGUCUACUCAGCCAACCAGUGCAAAGCCCUCAUUACCAUCCUGGUGGUCCUUGGUGCUUUCAUGGUCACCUGGGGCCCCUACAUGGUUGUUAUCACUUCUGAGGCACUCUGGGGGAAGAACUAUGUAUCCCCCACCCUGGAGACCUGGGCCACAUGGCUGUCCUUCACGAGCGCUAUCUGCCACCCCCUUAUCUACGGACUCUGGAACAAGACAGUUCGCAAGGAACUCCUGGGCAUGUGCUUUGGGGACCGGUAUUACCGGGAACCCUUUGUGCAGCGACAGAGAACUUCCAGGCUCUUCAGCAUUUCCAACAGGAUCACAGAUUUGGGCCUGUCCCCACACCUCACAGCACUCAUGGCAGGUGGACAGCCCCUGGGGCACAGCAGCAGCACUGGUGACACCGGCUUCAGCUGCUCUCAGGACUCAGGGACAGAUGUGAUGCUGCUGGAAGACUACAUGUCUGAUGACAACCCUCCCUCCCACUGUACUUGCCCACCCAAGAGAAGGAGCUCUGUGACAUUUGAGGAUGAAGUGGAACAGAUCAAAGAGGCUGCCAAGAACUCUAUUCUUCACGUCAAAGCUGAAGUACAUAAGACCUUGGACAGUUAUGCAGCCAGCUUGGCCAAAGCCAUUGAGGCUGAAGCCAAAAUCAACUUAUUUGGGGAGGAGGCUUUGCCAGGGGUCUUGUUCACAGCAAGGACUGUCCCGGGGGCUGGUUUUGCAGGCCGCCGAGGCAGCAGAACGCUUGCAAAUCAGAGGCUGCCUCUGCAGAGCAUUGAAGAAGGGAACAUUCUAGCUGCAGAACAGAGAUGAGGACCCCAAGGGUGGGUUGGGGGUGGAGCUGGUCUGUGGAGGAAUUCCCAUUCCCACCUGUACCAGGGCCCUGGAACACAUCACUGUGCACAGUGGGCCAAACACAGGGGAGGAAACAUCUGGUGUGCAGCAACCAGAAAGACUGUCUCCAGUCUUUGACUUCAGUGACUGUUAUGAGACCAUAUGUGGGCUGUGUUUGAAUCCCAGAGAUGGAACCAGAAGCAUCUAAAGCACACAGAGAAUGCAGACAGACAUGUGGCUGUGGCUUUUUGGGGGUGGGGCAUACAGGAAGACUAGAGACUGUGAACUUGGAAGGAAACCACCACCUUCAAGACCAGCCACACACCAUCCUAGAGGUCUCUGGAGGUGAACCCUUUUUUAGUGCACCUCAGAGUGACAGUAUGGUACUUCUUAACGCUACAAGAUCAUCCUGGAGGGUGAUGAGGUCCACAGAGAGCACCGCAUAUAGACUUCCCACUCCUCCCAUCCUGCUUAUGGUGCCUCCUGCUGUGCCAGUUUGGGGAGGGGGAAGCUCACAAGCCCAGGACAGGGACCACUCACCCAUCUCUUUACUGACAGAUUCUAUGGUAUUUCAAAACAAGGGAGAAACCACUAUAAAAGACAGAAGGGACAGCUACUAGGUGUUUCAUUUCUAGAAUUACAAAACAAAAAAAUUGGGGGUUAGGACACAUCAUAGUCUUACUAAGAGGAGCUGUGGUGCAAAGUCCAGGCAAGAAGUGGAAACGCUGCUAGUGGAUGGAAUCCCUUUACAUAGGAAAGCCUCAGUAGAUAGAUUCUGUGGAGAUGUUUGAGUGACCAGUGAAAACAGCUGGCCUCAGUUCCACAGGGGACACUCCCAGAAGCAACAAUUUCUGUAACUGCAACCCUGGGGCAGCCGAAAAUACAGCACUGACCUGGAGUUAGCAACCUGGGUUGCUAACUAAGCUAAGCAUUUGCACAUGUCAUUGAGGACAUUCUGUCAUCUCUCUAGGCCAUCUGUAAAAUGGGGAAGGUGAGUGGGAAGUUGGACUAAAUGGUCUCCA
Castor canadensis (American beaver) is the source of this 2684-nucleotide messenger RNA. NCBI's taxonomy places the organism in Eukaryota, Metazoa, Chordata, Mammalia, Rodentia, Castoridae. The record is from RefSeq and is a predicted model, not a curated record.